Messenger RNA from Actinia tenebrosa (Australian red waratah sea anemone), 3110 nucleotides. RefSeq lists its product as uncharacterized. The record is from RefSeq and is a predicted model, not a curated record. Lineage: Eukaryota; Metazoa; Cnidaria; Anthozoa; Actiniaria; Actiniidae.
ACAAAAUGGCGUCGCUGAACCCGAACAACGAACACAGAGCAAAAAUGAUCUCAGAACUCAUGUCAGAUAAAGAAAACCUGCUUGCUGGGGUUAAUUCAGUCUUAACACCAGGUAGAAGACCCUUAAAGCCUGUUCAAGAAAACACAGUUAUAACACCAGAAGUAUUCAGUAACUUGAAGAAAAGAAUCGUUAGAACUUCACUCACUCCAAGCGGUUUGAGUCAGAAAAGCAAGACGAAGUCAAAAAGGCUAAGCAUUCCCGUCCAUGUGUUUAGGAAGAAUUUAAAACAAAAUACAAAGGUCAGAAAGCCUUUUUCGCUUCCAUUAAGCUUUUCCAAAGUUGAAGAGGAGAAAAUUACUGAAGAGAGUCCUAAAUGUGAAACAGAAAUUCCUGAUAGUGGGAAGCACAAGUCAGUAGUUGAAGAAGUUGUUGAAAAUGUCGAACAGAGUCCAGAAAAAAAUGAAGAAAAAGAAGAAGAAAAAGAACUUGAUUUAUUAGCUGAGAGUGUUGUAAAGCAAGUAUUCAAGGACAUUGCAGACAGCACUAAGAAGAACCUGGAAAAAGAAUCCUAUGAAAGAAAGAUCCAAGAAUUCACUCAAAUCAUACUACAGAUGAACAAGGAGCGUUUGGACCUCGAAAAACAACUUUCUGUUUACAAGAAAGAACAAGUGCAACCAUCAAGAACUAAAGAAAAAAGUGCAAAUGCAAAAGAUAAGAGAUACAAGGAGAGCAAAAAUAAUUUGGGCCUAGAGAAAAAGUUAUCUCAAAAGACAAAAGAAAUUCAGCAGCUUAAAAGAGAACUGCAGCAAGCACAACCUGGAGGAAAGAAAUCCAAAGCUCAUCCAGAAAAAGAACUAGAAGCAAAAAAAGAAGAGGUCAAACAACUUAAAAUAGAGCUGAACCAACUUCAGCAUCAAGUUCGGGAAGUUCCUGGGCUAAAAAAUGAAUUGCAAAAAAGUCGACAGCAGGUAUCACAGCUCAAUGACAUCUCCUUUGCUUGCCGAAGAGAGAAUAAUAACCAGAAAACCUUGAUAGCAAAGAUACAAAAAGAGCUGACGUCAAAAGAAACUAGAGCAAACAAACAUCUUGAGGAAUGUGAGAAAAACACCAAGGCACUACAGAAUGAAUUGAGUGAAAAGAAGAAAAUGGUACUGAAGCUGAGUGAGACGGCCCAAAAAUUUGAACAUGAGAUUAAGAUGUAUAAGAUACAAAGUGACAAUAUAUGUCGUGUUGUUGAGCGGCUUGAGGCUGUUGCCAUAAAGGCUCAGAACUUCAAAUCUGCAGCAGAGCGUAAGGUCAAGGAUCUGUCAAGUUCUCUCAAUGCCAAGGAACAACUGUGCAAGAGCCUCAAAGAGCAACUAGAAAGCUCAAGGAAUGAAUCCACAACAUACAUGCAAGAAUGCGAGCAUUUAAAAGCACAAGUCAAUGCUCUGAAUCAUGAAGUAGAUGUUGGUCAUCUAGAGAUCUCCAGGCAACAAGGAGUGAUAACUUCCCUUGAAGAACGGCUGGAGAAGUUGAGAGUGGAAAAUUGCCAGUAUCAGGAUCAACUGGAGCUGGUCCAGGUGCAACAACAAGAAAUUAACGAGUUCAUGGAAGAAGAAAAGAGAACCCUUGAAGAAACCACAAGGGAAAUGGAAAAAGAGCUGGAGGAGACGAGGCACAAGGGGAUGAAACUGGAUGAGACAUUCAGAGAAACAACAGUCAGAUGUGUGGAAUUGGAGCACGAAGUCAAGCUAUCAAGGGGACUUUAUUUAGAGAAACAAGAUGAGCUGGAUGCCACACAGUCUCAGGCUCACUGUAUCAUGUUUCAAUUACAAAAUGAAAUAACUGAUGCUCAGGAAGCUAUAGGUGAAAUCUGGGGUGUUUUAGAUGCUCUUUUGAUGAGAUUUAGAGAAGAAGCAAAGCUGGGUUGUUUUGAGGCCCACAAUCAGAAUGUUAAUGAAGAAGAGAAAUGUCACACACAAGCUCCUGCACCAAGAUCUCUUGUCCAAAGUGUUCUAUCUGCUGUCGCCAAGGGAAGUAUACCAGAGGGCCCAGAAGAUUCAUAUAAUGACGACCAACCCUCGUUUACACUUUGCUCCCAGAUAAGUGAGUUAAAGCAAGGUUUGUUGGAACUGGCUCAGAUUGGGCAUGGACAAUCGGCAUCAGAGGAGGCAAGACAGAAGAUUGCUGAACUAGAGCAAAACAGUAAGAGUAUGGAGCUGUCAAACAAACGGUUGGUUCACAGCCUACAAAGUGAGCUAGAUACUUGCCGUGCUCGUGAAUCUGACAUGCAGGAAGAUAUGGAAAGACAGAACAACGAGAUAGACUAUCUGAACAACACUCUGGACAACACAAAAGAACAACUAAAGCAAACCAUGAGGGAGAAUCAUUCACUGAGUCACUUACUUGAUGUAGAAGCUGAACAAAAACAGACAAUAAAGAACUUAAAAGAGGAAUUAAAUCACAAAGAAGACGAGUACGACAAGCUAAAGUCAGAAAAAGAAUGCGUACUACAACAGCUGAGUGAAACAAUUGAAAAAGUGAAUGAGCUGUGUUCUAAUCCAGCCAAUCAGACCAGCCUGCCUGGCAAAAUAUUGGAGGAAAAGUUUUCCAUGGAAAGAAAGUUGAAGCAGAUCAAAGAGAAAUACCUCGAAUAUCGGUUUAAAACUGACGAUACCUUGAACCAACAAAAAAUAGCAAAUAAUCAAAAGGUUUAUAAUUUGGAACGAAACUUGAAUAAAGCAGAAACAGAAAUUUGCCGGCUGGACGAGAUUCUUGAGAAGAUUAGAAUAGUUCUUCACAAAAACCAAGCAGUUGUCGAAGGUUGUCCACCGUUAUCCAAAGUCAUGAGAUUUUUAGACGGCGAUGAAGCAAGCGAUCACUAAGUGAAAAUACUUCACUACCGGUAGAUGUUAGUUCGUAGAAAAAUAGUUUUUAAGAAACUUCUUUGUUUUAUUUUUAGACAUUGUGUCAUUUGUUUCGGGAGAGGGAUGGCUAGAUGGCUGGGAAAAGCGCUACGGUACUUGAAUGGCUUUCCCUAAAGUCAUAGUUCUAUGGAAAACGCAUAAAUUGUAUAUAAACAUAUAUCUUGAAAAAGUAACGAAACAUAAAGUGGCUUUUAAUGAAAA